AAAAGGUCUGUGACCGUGAGGGGAGGUGAUUUCAAUUCCUGUUAAGUGCUGUAAAGUGACAUAAUAUAAAGCAUUGGUGUGAAGACACAAGCCUCUUCAGACUUCACGCAACCUUUGGAUUUGGCAUUUUCCAGAGAACUGUCGCACGAAACUUUGGAAAUACAAAGAUGAAAGUAUCGGUUGGUGUUUCUCUGUUCCUGUUGUGCUUUGUCAGUCAUGUAAAAGCGGUCACUGUUGAGUCAUAUCCACUGGCCACCGGCAGCCUGCUUCGGACAGAGGUUGAGAAAACUGUUACUCUGACUUGUAUGACUGAUGAAGGUAUAGACCCAUCUACACAAAAAGAACUGCAGUGGUUCCGUAAUGGUGUGCGGGUGAACCUGGCAGAAGAAAACCGCCUGUACCGGAGUAGUCUGUGUGUACAGCCUGUCACUAAAGAGGACAACGGAGUCAUCUUUACCUGUCAGCUGAAGGGUGAUGCAAGUAUGAACAGCUCCAUCGAGUUUGACGUUCAGUAUCCCCCAGACCUCAAUGACACUAAGGAAUUGUUUGUUGAAGAAACAACUGAUGUUGUUCUGUCCUGUGAUGUCCGUGCCAACCCUCCUGUAACUGUGGCUUGGAAAAAGAAUGGUGAAGUUCUGGAUCUGACCUCUGGUAGUUACAAAACAACCAGUAACGGAAUUACUGCCCAGUUAUCAAUCACAAAAGCUAAGCGUGAUAUACAUCAAGGAAUGUACAUCUGCGAAGUAAACUCAGCUGUCUAUGGAAUUAUGGCCAGGACAUUUAACAUUACAGUUGAAGAUAAAGUGCUAAGGUUCCCUCUAGGACCCACAAUUGCUGGAGUGGUGGUGAUUUUGUGCACAAUUGUAUUUGCAAUAAUUUCUAGGAGGAAUAAAAUUAAGUGCGGCAAAUCAAAUUGAACAUCUCCAAUGGAACUGCAUCUCAGGAAUUGAAACCACAGCUAUCUGAGAUGUUGAGCAUUGAGAAGGUCAGACUGGAAUAGUCAAGUAACCAUUACUGGACUGGCAUAUGGGACAGCACUCUUAAACAUAAAUUAGUCAUUCAAAAACAAAACAUCUCCCUUUAUUCCUGCUUAGCUUUUCGUUAAACAACUCUUUAUACUCGUGAUUUUUUAGAUGAUUUCCUUGUGUGUUUCUUCUCUGAUUCAUAUGCUAUUGAGAAACUGCACUAAAAAUCAUUAUACUUUGUCUCUGAGCCAGCAAAGACACUCCUAGAACAUUGAUGGCUGUUUGUUAGAGACACAGUAAAAUAAUCUCAUUAAAGUGAAUUGCAAGAUAUUUUAUAAUCUCAAGGACAAGAUUUUUGUGUAAAUUGGCCUGUUAAAUGUACCUAGAAGUCAUUAACCUUUAACCAUUCAGUCAGAUCAUGAGCAAUAUGUGGUUGUGAUCAUAAAGAAAUGCAGGGUUGCCAACUUUUAAGUUCAGUGUGUGUG
Molecule: messenger RNA, 1450 nt
Organism: Labeo rohita (rohu)
Lineage: Eukaryota; Metazoa; Chordata; Actinopteri; Cypriniformes; Cyprinidae
Gene: tmigd1
Product: transmembrane and immunoglobulin domain containing 1
Exons: 6
Coding region: 168-917 (249 amino acids)
Biological process (GO): cell-cell adhesion
Cellular component (GO): cell-cell junction
Molecular function (GO): cell adhesion molecule binding
Source: RefSeq, a predicted model, not a curated record